AUUCCUCCUCAAACACCCCAAGACCCUGUUCCAUGGGCACUGGUACUAGAAGUAUUAGGUAGUGUGUCUGUCUGUCUCUCCCUCUCCACCUCUCUGGAUAUCAUCUCCGAUCACUAAUCGCCUCCGUGCCCUUGUAAAAUUCCAAUUAUACCCCCAACAUCGUCCCCCCAGUAAGUACCCCUCUCCCUCUCUCUCUCUCUCUAAAACUUUCUCCCUCUAUACGUACACACACAUAUAUAUAUGAUAGACAUAAAGAUAACAUACAUAAAAUUUUAUAUAUAUGCAUGUGAGUUGGAUUGAUAGAGAGUUGAUAUAUGGGGCAUAAGAAGCGAAACGCGGCUCCGCGACCCAAACAGUCGCCGACGGCGGUGCAGCCACUAGCGGGGGGGGGAGACGCCGUCGCUUCGGGCCCAGCCCCGCCGAUCGACUCGGACGGCUCGUCUUACUCGGCGGCGAAGCUCGAAUGCGAGCGGGCCCUUACGGCUCUGCGGCGCGGGAACCACACCAAGGCCUUGCGGCUCAUGAAGGAGUCGUGCCAGCGCUACGAGAACUCGGCUCACUCGGCUUUGAUUCACCGAGUCCAGGGCACUGUGUGCGUCAAGGUCGCUGCGAUUAUCGACGACCCCAAUGCGAAGCAGCGGCAUUUGAGGAACGCGAUCGACUCCGCGCGCAGAGCCGUUGAGCUGUCGCCGAACUCGAUCGAGUUCUCGCACUUGCACGCCAACUUGCUCUACGAGGCCGACAACGACGGGCAGAGUAAAGUGGUGACGGAGUGUGAGCGAGCGCUGGCGAUCGAGAAGCCCGUCGAUCCUGCGAAGGAGAGUUUGCAGGAGGAGAGCCAGCAGAAGAUAUCGACGACAGAGGCACGGAUUGGGCACGUGCAUAAUGAGCUGAGGCAGCUGAUUCAGAAGUCGAAUAUCGCCUCAAUCUCGACUUGGAUGAAGAAUUUGGGCAACGGGGAAGAGAAGUUUCGGUUAAUUCCAAUUCGGAGGGUCACUGAGGACCCAAUGGAGGUGAGGUUGGUGCAAACCAGGCGGCCAAAUGAGAUUAAAAAGGCGACCAAGACACCGGAGGAGAGAAGGAAAGAGAUUGAAGUUCGUGUAGCAGCUGCGAGGCUUUUGCAGCAGAAGUCUGAGGUGCCCCAAUUGGGGAAUGAUGGUGAGAAGAGUGAUAGGGGAUUGGAUUCGUCCUCCGGGUCUAGCCAGAGAGGUAGUGAGCGAAGGAAGUUUGGGAAUUUGAGGAAAAAUGGGUCCUCUGCGGAGAGGAAAGAUUGGGUUAGGUCGUAUUGGAAAUCAAUGAGUAUUGAUAUGAAGAAAGAGUUACUUAGGAUUAGAGUUAGUGAUCUUAAGGCAAAGUUUAGUUCGUCUAAGGAUGGUUUGGCAAAUGAGGUUUUAUCCGAAGCAUUGGCAUUUGCGGAGAGUAAUAGGAGUUGGAAGUUCUGGGUUUGUUGUAGAUGUAAUGAGAAGUUCGUGGAUUCUGAGUCCCAUAUGCACCAUGUUGUGCAAGAGCAUAUGGGAAAUCUUAUGCCGAAAAUGCAGUCAGUUUUGCCUCAAAAUGUUGACAAUGAAUGGAUUGAGAUGCUGCUUAAUUGUUCUUGGAAACCAUUGGAUGUGUCGGCCGCAGUUGGAAUGCUUAGGGAUCAAAGAAAAUGCAAGGACCCUGAGGUUUUUGAGGAUUUCUACUCGGGGAUUCAUACCAAGGACUGUGAUGAGUGCUUCAAAGAUGCGUGGGAUUCUUCACCUGAGAAGGAAGUUCUGGGGGACAGUCCUAGUGACUGUACUAUUGAGGGCAAUAACCAAGAGAAAAUUGCCCAUGUUGAGUUUGGAGAAUGUGAGGACAAUGGGUCGAUUGCUUAUUCUUCUGUUGCUAAUGGUUGGCCAAUAUCUGAUGAUUCGGAGCGCACAAAGCUACUUGAAAGAAUUCAUGCCUCAUUUGAGGUGCUUAUCAGGCACAAGUAUCUUGCUGCAAGCCAUCUUAACAGGGUGAUACAAUUUACAAUGGAUGAGCUCCAGGCUUCUGGUUCUCAGCUUCUUAACCAUGGUGUGGAGCAAACACCUAUGUGCAUUUGCUUUUUAGGAGCUAACCAACUCAGGAAAAUCCUCAAAUUCUUGCAGGACUUGUCCCAUGCUUGUGGUUUAGGUAGAUAUUCUGAGAAAAGUAGCAGUCCUAUGGAUGAUGUGAAUAACACGAAUCAGGGUGUUGAGAUUAAAGAAAGGAUUGUUCUCAACGGAGAUGCAUCCUGCCUCCUUUUGGAUGAGUGUCUAUUGUCAUCUGAAUGUACAUGUGGUGCUGGUCAUCAUACUGUCACUGAUGCUGCUCCUGCUGCUGUUGGUAAUGGAAAUGGUGUUCUUCCUGAUUCCGAUGCUCUGCUGUCCUGGAUAUUUGCAGGUCCAACUAGUGGGGAACAAUUGACAUCAUGGGUACGUACGAAAGAAGAGAAAACACAACAAGGGAUGGAAAUCCUUCAGAUGCUUGAAAAGGAGUUUUACCACCUGCAGUCACUUUGUGAGAGAAAAUGUGAGCAUUUGAGCUAUGAAGAAGCAUUACAGGCAGUGGAAGAUCUUUGUGUUGAAGAAGGUAAGAAGAGGGAAAAUGUCUCGGACUUUUCCCAUCGAAGCUUUGAAUCUGUUCUAAGGAAGAGAAGAGAAGAGCUUCUUGAGAGAGAGAAUGAUGUGAUGUUCCUCAGCAGUAGGAUUGAGUUAGAUGCCAUAUCAAAUGUUUUAAAAGAAUCUGAACACCUAAAUAUUAAUCAGUUCGGAUAUGAGGAAACUUAUGGUGGUGUGACUUCUCAGUUAUGUGACUUGGAAUCUGGGGAAGAUGAUGAUUGGAGAGCCAAGGAUUAUGUGCAUCAGGUGGACACUUGUGUAGAAGUUGCAAUCCAGAGACAGAAAGAACAGUUAUAUGUAGAGCUUAGCACAAUAGAUGCAAGGAUUAUGCGAAAUGUUACUGGAAUGCAGCAAUUAGAAAUUAAGCUUGAACCUGUUUCUGCUCAUGAUUAUCGGUCGAUACUGUUGCCUCUAGUGAAGUCAUACCUGCGGGCACAUUUGGAGGAUCUGGCUGAGAGAGAUGCCACAGAAAAGUCUGAUGCUGCAAGAGAAGCAUUUUUGGCAGAACUUGCACUUGAUUCUAAGAAAGCUGUCAGAGGAGGAAAUGAUAGUUUGCGACAUACGCAGGAGAAAACCAAGGAUAAGAAGAAGAACAAGGAGUAUAGGAAAGCAAAAGAUUCUAAGGUUAAUGGUGUCUCGGACGAGCACAUGCAUCACGAUGAGACUUCUGAACUUUCGUUUCCAGUUGCAUCUGAUGGUGACCUUCUGGAUUCUGAGAUUAUUGUUUCUGUGAAUGGCAAUGACUUGAAACAACUGGAAGAGGAAUCUAAACGAAGAAUUGAACUUGAAGCAGAGGAAAGAAAGCUUGAAGAAACUUUAGAAUAUCAAAGACAAAUUGAGAAGGAAGCUAAGCAGAAGCACCUAGCUGAGCAAAGUAAGAAAUCUACUCAAAUGCAUGCAGAGAAGGUGGCAGAGGGGACCCAUGAUGUUAAAUUGGAGCCUUGUGCUAAUGAAGAUGUGCAUGAGCGAUUUAAGCUUUCUAUGCAGGAGCCAUUGGCACAGAAGACUGGAUUCCCCAACAAUGUAGAAGGGGGCGCUCAAAUGAUUGGUGGUGCACAUCAAGCUAAAGUUAACCAAGGCCUACCUAAUGGAGGAAUUCUAGAGGAGGAUGGUUAUUUGCCUUCUGAUCGAAGAACAGUAAGGAAAAAUCGAAGGCAGAGGAGUUCCACAAAGGUGCCUGAUGGAAAGUCUCAAGCCCUGGCAUCUGAAAAGGAAAAUGUUGACGUUGGAAGGUCAACUGUUGAGGGUCACUUGAGAGAACAAAGCAGGUCACAUGACAGUCUCCUUGCAGACAGCAACAACGGAACAAAUGAACUGAGACAGCAACGAGCAGAGGAAGAUGAUGAAGAAAGGUUCCAAGCUGACCUUAAAAAGGCCGUACGCCAAAGCCUUGACACAUUCCAAGAACAUCAGAAGUUGCCCAUAGUCUCAAAUUCAAGGAUGCUUAAAAGGAUAUCUACAGAAGUAGAUGGUGGUGCUGUUUUACAUAAUGACAUCACAAAUGAAAAUGCGAGUGAAACUGAUAUAUUUGGUACAGGUUUAAAGAAUGAAGUUGGUGAAUACAACUGCUUUCUGAAUGUUAUUAUACAGUCCUUGUGGCAUAUUAGACUAUUUCGAGAUGAGUUCCUACAAAGAUCAACAUCAGAGCAUGUGCAUGUGGGGGAUCCUUGUGUUGUCUGUGCAUUGUAUGAAAUCUUCAUUGCCUUGAGCAAUGCAUCUGCAGAUAUGCGAAGAGAAGCAGUUGCCCCUACUUCUUUGAGAAUAGCUUUAAGCAACCUGUAUCCAGAAAGUAAUUUCUUCCAGGAGGCUCAGAUGAAUGAUGCUUCUGAAGUUUUGGUGGUGAUAUUCGAGUGUCUUCACCGGGCAUUUACACCUGGUUCAAGUGUAUCUGAUGCUGAAUCAGUGGAGAGUAGUUGUCCGGGGUCUUGGGAUUGUUCAAACAAUGCUUGUAUAGUGCAUUCCAUCUUUGGCAUGGACAUUUUUGAACGAAUGAAUUGCUACAAUUGUAGUUUGGAGUCAAGACAUCUCAAGUACACUUCAUUCUUCCAUAACAUAAAUGCAAGUGCUCUCCGAACAAUGAAGGUUAUGUGUGCAGAAAGCUCCUAUGAUGAGCUUUUAAAUCUUGUGGAGAUGAAUCAUCAGUUAGCCUGUGAUCCCGAGGCUGGUGGCUGUGGGAAGCUCAACUAUAUCCAUCACAUUCUCUCAACCCCACCACAUGUAUUCACAACAGUUCUGGGUUGGCAGAAGACAUGCGAGAGUGCUGAUGAUAUAACAGCAACGUUGGCAGCUCUUAAUACUGAGAUAGAUAUCAGUGUCCUUUAUCGUGGCCUGGAUCCAAAGAGCACGCAUAACUUGGUUUCUGUGGUUUGCUACUAUGGUCAACAUUAUCAUUGCUUUGCCUAUAGUCAUGACCGUGAAUGCUGGAUUAUGUACGAUGAUAAAACUGUCAAGGUGAUUGGUGGCUGGGCUGAUGUUCUUACAAUGUGUGAAAAAGGGCAUUUGCAACCACAAGUUCUUUUCUUUGAAGCUGUAAACUAGGCUUUUUGUGGAUCUCAUUACGUUCUUAGACUUCACAAGAGAGCAUUGGUGUUGUAAGUGACUUCACAUUAGUUCAUCAUCUGUGGCGAGGAACCAAUCAUAGUAAUGAAUUCCUCUGUACCCUGCCAGUUAGACAGUAAAGUUCACAACGUCUGAGAUGUUUCAGUUGAAGUCCAGAGUUCUGAUAUAGAUUAACAGUUUUGUGAUAUAAUGAAGAAUUUUUGUGGGAGCAACUGGUCCUCAAGGAAGAACCAUGUAUCUAGAAGAGAGUUUCAGCAUAAGCAGGCAAUUGAGGAGCCGAAAAGUGUAAGGUUGUUCUAUGUUUACCUCCAAUAACUUUUCAACAUAACCAGGUCACCUGUUCCUGCAAUUUUCCUUUUAAGGUGGAUUUGUUGAUGAUGAAGAAGAAGAAGGCAUAACAACUAAGUUGUCUGGCUGUGUUCACAUUUAAGGAGCUUAUAAACUGCCGUUUUCCAUAAUGGCCUUGAUUGCCAGUUGUUUCUCAGAGCAUGUAACAGUUGUAACGGGGGAAUUAUAGGUUUUGCAAAUCGAAGUCUUUUUUAGACGCUUUCUAUUUGUUAUAUUAUAUUUCCCCCAAAUUUUGAAAAAAAAGGUUUUGUAUGUAUAGAUAGCCCUAUUCCCCCACCCCCCUUGGGUCUUCCAACUUCAGCUUAAAGUAAAUUUGUUGCUUCAUCUUGA
Molecule: messenger RNA, 5843 nt
Organism: Prunus mume (Japanese apricot)
Lineage: Eukaryota; Viridiplantae; Streptophyta; Magnoliopsida; Rosales; Rosaceae
Source: RefSeq, a predicted model, not a curated record